CAAAAUAUAUCCUCAAUCUUGUAAUAGAAGUGAACAUAAACAAAUCUGUUCAUCCACUGAAAUAUGUUUUCAAACAUUCCACUUUCUCAGACUGUAUUUUUUGUUCAAAUUUAGUAAAAAGAGCAUUUAUUAUUACCACAAACCUUUCAAAGAGGAUAAAUCUGGAAAAAAAAAUAAUUCACUGAUAAUCUUCUCAAUGUGGGAACAUGAGCAAUUCUGGAUAAAAUAAGGUGGGACUGGAGGGCAGCUUAGCGUUCUUGCUUUUAAAACGGAUUUGUGAGGUAAGGCUUGGUUGGAGUAGCAGCCUCAGUCAGGACAAUCUGCUAUCCAGAUCACGUGAACAAAUAUGCUUGUAUUUUAAGGCAGCGCCUUUAUUUGUCAUGAUAAAGGUUUCCCAAACCCCAAUAUCCUAAUGUUGACUCAAACGAUGAUCCUACUUCUGUAAACCUUCGCGCUAUUUUUCCAGGGGGAGGCUGACUGCCAGCAAUUUUGUUCGUUUUUGGAAUAAGGAUACCUACUUGGCUUUUUAUUGGUAGUUGAGUGAGUGGCUUCCAUUCUUUCGGGAAUACUGUCUGCAUUGGUAUAUGGAAAUGUCUGAAAAAGCGCAAGAUCAGGUUUAGGACAGUACGGUGCACAGACAAAGGGUGAAGGAUAUAUCCGAGGCACUGCAGGGAAAGAUAUUGAGACUGAGAAGCACGGCUCUAUGAUAAAUUGAUUCACAGGUCGUGGUCCGAAUAAUGAGGAGCGCUUGAGGGAGAAGAGAGAACAGUGCGAUACACACUGCGGUCAAGGUAUAGAGAAACAGUGGGAAGCCCCAGUCACGUGACAAAGGAGCCCAUGCCAUUGGACAGGGGAACAAAGUCCCUCGUAGAUUAAAAUCUUCACAAUGCAGAAAGCCACUUAUUAUGAUAACGCUGGACUUUUUGGAGGUUACUCAUACCCUAAGUCUGACUCGUAUACGUAUGGGCCUGCACACCAGUCCUACCCCACCUCCAGCAUCGAGAAUGACUAUCAAGGCCCAAUCUGCUCCAUUCAAACUAACACGGUGCGGCCGCCGGCGCACAAAAACAGUGACAUCAAUGGCAGCUGUAUGCGACCAAGUGGCAGCCAGGGCAGCCAACCAGAGAGUGUUGGUGACCAGCAACAAGCGCCUCCUUUAGCAGCCACUUCGCCUAACUCCAACAGCACCACCACCCAGAAAAAGAAAUCUCCCAGCAACAAUGGCUCCAACACUGCCACCCCAGUCAUCACCAAGCAGAUAUUCCCAUGGAUGAAGGAGACUCGUCAGAACUCAAAACAAAAAAGCACCAACUGCACGGCUCCAGGAGAGACCUGCGAUGACAAGAGUCCUCCUGGACCGGCCUCCAAGCGGGUGCGCACUGCCUACACCAGCGCCCAGCUCGUGGAACUCGAGAAGGAGUUCCACUUCAACCGCUAUCUGUGCCGUCCCCGAAGAGUUGAGAUGGCUAAUCUACUCAAUCUCACCGAGCGCCAAAUAAAGAUCUGGUUUCAAAACAGGAGGAUGAAGUACAAGAAGGAUCAGAAAUCCAAGGGCAUAAUGCACUCUCCCUUAGGACACUCUCCGGACAGAAGCCCACCGCUAAGUGGCCCCAAUCACGUUGGAUACUCUGGUCAGCUUCCAAAUGUAAACAGUCUCAACUACGACGCGCCGUCGCCUCCGUCCUUCGCCAAGCCUCAGCAAAACAUGUACGGUCUGGCUGCGUACACUGCGCCGUUAGGCGGCUGUAUACCACAGCAGAAAAGGUACCCUGGUACCGAGUACGAGCACCACAGCAUGCAGGGGAACGGAAGCUUUGCCAACGCUAAUUUGCAAGGGAGCCCCGUGUACGUCGGGGGGAAUUUCGUUGAUUCUAUGCCAGCCUCGGGCCCAAUGUUCAACCUCGGCCAUCUUCCUCAUCCCUCAUCAGCCAGUGUGGACUACAGCUGUGCCGCUCAGAUCCCGGGCAACCAUCAUCACGGACCGUGUGACCCUCACCCCACAUACACAGACCUCACCUCUCACCACGCUUCUCAGGGAAGGCUGCAGGAAGCACCGAAGCUAACGCAUUUGUAAGGAUUUGGUGUGCGCGUGUGCCCAAGCGAAGUGUCGCUUUUUAUUACCUCACAAGUAAAAAAAAUAGUAAUUUAUAUAAAUACACUCCGAGAGAGAGACAGACAUAACGUAUUACCCCUGUACUAUUAUUGAUAUUACUAUUACUGCUAUGACUGUAAUUAUUUUUUAAGCUGUGGUCCAUUUCUCUUGACUGUUGGAGAUGCGCAAGAGUGUUUGUUGUCAGUCGUUUGAGAUCUUGAGAGAGAGCAGUGCGCAAUAUGAAGGCAAUUUCAUAUCUUAUUACUUGAAGGUAAGUCCUGUAGAUUUUACAAUAUUAGACACCCAUCUUUAUAGGGAUGGAAUUUGUAGGGAAAAAAAGAAGAAAUCAUUGCCAUUGUUAAGUCGUCCGUUUAGUCAUUGGUACCUAUGAAUCUGUUAACACUAAAAGUGUCACUAUUAUUUAUUAUUUGAGAUUGUAUGGACAACAUUUAUCCCUAUUGAGUAUUUAUUAUUUAUCAGUUUUGUAACGCACAUUAUUUAUCUUUUCACGUGGACUAUUUAUAUGGACUAUUGUAGAAUUUAUGCAUCAGAACUGAACAAACUGCGCGGGCUCUGCCAUUCUCCCAUUUCAAACAAAGUGAUAAUACGUGGCUGGUGUAUUUCUGUUUAUUGUAUUCUUUUUCUUCUUCCUGUAUCAAAACUUAAAAUCUGAAGACGACACAUCUAAACAUUUUUGUUUUAUUGCAAUCGAGAACCUGGCACUUGACACUUUUUUUGGGACAAUGCUUAAAUGUUUUAGGCUAGCUUAAAAAAACACCAGCACACAAUUUUGCCAUCUUUGCCAUCAUCACUCUUAACAGAUAUUAUUUUGUAAGUGAACAGUCCACACACACACACACACACACACACACACACACACACACACACACACACACACACACACACACAAACACACUCACUCAAACUGAUGAAAUGGUAACGAUAUGGAAAUGUUAUAUUUUGUUGUGUUAUACAUUUUGUAAAUAAAGUGCUUAAAUUGAAA
Pygocentrus nattereri (red-bellied piranha) is the source of this 3095-nucleotide messenger RNA. It is a transcript of the gene hoxd3a, whose product is annotated as homeobox D3a. Gene Ontology annotation, cellular component: nucleus. Lineage: Eukaryota; Metazoa; Chordata; Actinopteri; Characiformes; Serrasalmidae. Gene Ontology annotation, biological process: regulation of transcription by RNA polymerase II. The record is from RefSeq and is a predicted model, not a curated record. The coding region runs from base 887 to 2074 and encodes 395 amino acids. The transcript is spliced from 4 exons. Gene Ontology annotation, molecular function: DNA-binding transcription factor activity, RNA polymerase II-specific; RNA polymerase II cis-regulatory region sequence-specific DNA binding.